Heterotrigona itama is the source of this 1727-nucleotide messenger RNA. The record is from the annotation of a GenBank genome assembly. Lineage: Eukaryota; Metazoa; Arthropoda; Insecta; Hymenoptera; Apidae.
AUGACGGAUAGCGAUAAGAAACCAAUGUCACGCUUAUUGAAGCUCGCUAACAAAUUCAACUGCUUCUACCUGUCAGGUAAGCAAAAUCGUUCCACUUAAACGUAUCUGCCCUCUCUAUAUGUUCCCUUAACGAUUUUAUAGUGAUUAGCGCAUAGAAACGCGUGGCUUUCCGUCCAGUCUACUGAGAUAUUGAUUUCGAGUCUGUUGUAUAUUCUUUCUCGUAUUUUCAGCGAAUUAAUGAGAAUUGGGUCUACUUUUUCUAAAAACGUAGGUGAUUUUUCACGAUCAUUUCAUGAUACUCACUCCCUACUAUUAUGUAUAUAUGAUUCUAUUCUUUUUUGGUAAUAAAUAUUUUGAGUACUAUUGUUGCUAUAUACACAUUUACCAAAGUAGAUGUCAAGGAUGUGUAUCAUGUAUUUGUAUGAGUUGACCUAUAUUAUCAUCUGUUUUCUCAUACAAUUUAAACAGAUGUGCAAAUAUAGACUGUAUGUACUUAAUGAAUAUUUAUGAGAAGCACUGUUUUUCUGUAGCUUUAAGUUUUCUUAUUAACGAACAAAAACUUCUUGUUUAUUGUAUAUUAUUUAUAUUUUACAUUUUAAGUUGAAUUUUAUUCUACAGUGUUACUAACUGGAUGACAAGUAGUCUUAAGUCUCCGAUAUCUUUUAGGUUUUCAUGCAGGUGAAUGCAGAGCCUUUGUUGUUGACGGACAACAAGUUGGUCUUGUUCGUCCAGAUGUAAUGAAAGAAUUGUUAAAUUAUCCACAGGUAAUUCUGCAUAUAAAAUUGUAAUAGAUGACACGUCUAUUAAUAUGUUUAUAUAAUCUUAAUUAUGUCUGUUUAAAAUAUUUCUCAAAGGUAUUUCAAGUACAUCCUGAGUAUGUGCAAUUAAAUCCAGCGUUCAGAGACUAUGCAGAGAGAAGUGCUAGAGUCGAGGAAGUUCUGAGAGAAUGGCGUGCAGGUGGAAAGUUUGUAACAUUAAGAGGAUGGAGAGAAGAGUGUUAUGAAGUACGCGCACAAUUCAAUACUCCACCACUAUUUAAAAUGGACCGGUCUGCCACAUGUAUGUAUUUUGUGAUCGCCUAUAUUCGUCUGUUGCCAACUAUUCUAUUAUUUCAUUUUAUAGGCUUGUUUGGAAUUCGCAAAUACGGAGUAGAUAUCAAUGGAUAUGUUAUGGAUCCUGUGAAAGGUUUAUCAAUAUGGUUGCAAAAACGUAGUCCAAACAAGCAAACUUGGCCUGGCUACUGGGAUAACAUGGUGAGUGGUGGAUUGAGUGUUGGUUAUGGAAUCAAUGAAACCGCUAUAAAAGAGGCUGGAGAGGAAGCCAGUAUUCCUAAUAAUCUUAUUGCAAAAUUGAAGAGCGCCGGCUGUGUGUCUCUGUUUUUUGAAAGUGAAAGGGGUCUGUUUCCCAAUACAGAGUUUGUAUUUGACCUUGAACUACCACCAGAUUUCGUACCGAGCAACAACGACGGAGAGGUAGAGACUUUUGAAUUGCUUCCAGUUAACGAAUGUUUAGAAAGGAUACUGUCUUCGCACUUUAAAACAACGUCGGUGCCAGUCGCUCUUGACUUUUUAAUUAGACACGGAUAUAUCACAGCGGAAAACGAGCCUAAUUUUAUAGAAAUCGUGGAAUUGCUUCAUAUACCUCUGCAGACCAUUUACAAUCAUCCACAAAAAAAGUGUAAGAUAGCUGCAAAUGGAGAAGCAAUCGAAUCUCUAGACAGAAUUUAA